This is a messenger RNA of Diaporthe citri, 327 nucleotides long. RefSeq lists its product as uncharacterized. The transcript has a single exon. Lineage: Eukaryota; Fungi; Ascomycota; Sordariomycetes; Diaporthales; Diaporthaceae. The record is from RefSeq and is a predicted model, not a curated record. Bases 1 to 327 code for a protein of 108 amino acids.
AUGAAGUUCAGCAUUGCCGCUGCAACCCUCUUCGCCGGCCUCGCCGCCGCCGCGCCGUCCACCAAGGCCGCCCGGACCAACACCGUGACGCUCACGUUCUGGGCCGCCGCCGAGAACACAUUCACCCUCGACGUGCCCAUCGACGGGUCUUACACCUUCAUCUCCAGCGACCUCUCCUUCACCUCCAUCUCCGCCUCCUCCCCGGGCAACACCGUCUGCCACAGCUACGGCGUCGACAACUCUGACACCGUGCUGUACGGAAGCGCCACCGAUGUUCCGAUUGGACCCCCUCAGGAGCAGACCUACGCGACUUGCGAGUACCUGUAA